CUCAGGCCUAGCUCCACGGCUCGGUCGCCCAGUGGCCUGGGAACGCGGAGGCUCCGCCCACGAGCCUUUGUGCGCCUGCUCCUCCGCCUCGCCGCUAGGGAGGCUCAGGCGCUGUGAUGGAGGACGCUGCAACGGUGGGGCCGACUCAGGGGAUCACAGAAAACCGAGUUCGAUCGGCCACCGGUCGGGGAGGAGCCCUGGUGGAGCUCACCCCGACCCCCGGCGGCCUGGCCCUGGUGAGCCCCUACCACACCCACCGGGUCGGGGACCCCUUAGACCUCGUGGCGCUCGCAGAGCAGGUGCAGAAGGCUGAUGAGUUCACCCGAGCAAAUGCUACCAACAAGCUGACAGUCAUAGCUGAGCAAAUCCAACAUUUGCAAGAGCAAGCCAGAAAGGUAUUGGAAGAUGCUCGCAGAGAUGCUGACUUGCACCAUGUGGCUUGUAAUAUAGUGAAAAAACCUGGCAACAUUUACUACCUUUAUAGACGGGAGAGUGGUCAGCAGUAUUUUUCCAUAAUUUCUCCAAAGGAAUGGGGGGCAGGCUGCUCACAUGACUUCCUUGGUGCCUACAAGCUACAGCAUGACAUGUCCUGGACUCCGCAUGAGGACAUUGAGAAGCAAGAUGCUAAGAUCAGCAUAGUGGACAAGUUGCUAAGCCAACCAAUGGCCCUGCCUUUAAGCACUGAACCCAACUUCCAGGGACUAACUCACUGAACGUGGGUGCUGACAGACAGCUCUCAUGGCCAGGACUGGUCACUUCUUUGUUGUCCUCUUUCUCUGGCCUUCAUGGGUGGUGGCAUAACUGAGGCCAUGGAGGUGAAUCAUGAACUUCUUGGAAGGGGACCCUCUGGGAAUGUAAAUGCUGUUGUUACUAUUAUUUUGGUUGGGAUGGUAAGGAAUCACAUCAGUCUCUUGGGAACCUCUCUGGAUCAAAUACACAGCCCAUCAGUUUUAGAGUACUGGCCCAUGUGCUUUCCUCCUCUUCAGUCUCCGUCUAUUCUCCCCAUAAGUCAGAGCAAUAGAGAAAGAAGUUUCUUCUCACAGAAAGGUUGGCAAGUCAUUUUCCAGAGAGGAAUGUUUUAGUCUUUUUGUAACGAAGUGUGUGACAUUGGGGCUGAGGGUGUUAACUGUUAGUGUGACUCCAGCUACAGGCUCGCCCAGGAACAGGAAUGUUGGGUGGUAAAUGGGUGGGUGUGGCCAGACUUGAGUGUGGAUUCUGGUUUUGUGCCCUGUCGGUGAGGCUUGGCUGGCCCCUCUGCACUUUCUGUCUGGCUAGAGUGACUGGAGGCAGCAGCCAGGGACCAGAUUUUGGGAUGGUCAGCCUCUAAACUCACAGGAUUUUAGACUCGGAAGAGAUGUUGAAGGCUGCUGCUAACUGUUGCAUGAAUCCACUUGGUAGCCUUGCUGAGGAAAUCCAGAGUUCAGCCACCUGUGGCAGGAUGAAUCCAUUUAAAGGACCACUUUAUAAAGUAUUGUGGAAGAGAAUAGGGCAGUGGAUGAGAAACAAGAAAAACAGCCAACCUGUUGAUGAGUUAACUCAGACUGCACUCAUUUUGACCUGAAUUAUUCAAGAACUUAGCAGAGGCUUUUAGGCUGCGUCACUCUAGUUGUGAUUCUGACUGGAUGCCUUUGACGCUCCACCUCACUUCUGUUUGUUCAGUGGCAUUAACUACAUUCAUAGCAGAUCCAGCAGGGCUGUCUUUCCUUCAGGGCCAUAUAACCUGUCACAACAUGUUGUAAAAGGAGAGCUGUGCACUCAAAACCACAUUGCCCCAGUUCCUUUCUGGAGAUGGUUGUCCUUAAUGCUGAUCUGCUUGGUAUGCCUAAACCUAUCCUAGUGUUCAUGGCCUUGUCUUGUAAGCUGUGUGCCUUGUGAGCUGUAAAAGGUCAGUGAAGACCUAUCACAUGACAGGACUAGAACCUGACGAGGUUAUCCAGGUGAUACUUGGUCAUUCAGUCCACAGAGGGAUGCCCUGGGGAGUCAGCUGCAAAAGCCUCUGGGAUGCUGCAGGAGACACACACACACACAUAUAUUAGUGGUACAGGAGUUGAUCCUAGCUAUGCAAAGUUUCUCAGUUUUCAGAAGGUUCCAACUUGCACAGUAAUGAUACAUUUUGAGUAGGUGCUUUGUUAGGUGUUGCUGUAUAGAUUACUGCAAACUUAGUGGCUUAAAACAACACAUAUGUAUUAUUUCAUAGUUUCUAUGGCCCAGGAGUUCAGGCACACCUAGCUGGGUCCUCUGCUUCCAGGUGUUUUGCAAUCAGAUUUUCACUUGGGGCUGGGUUCUCAUCUGAGGGCUCUACUGGAGAAGGAUCUGCUUCAAGCUCACUUACAUUGUUGGCAGAAUUUCCGUUCCUCAAGGGUCGCUGGAUUAGUUGUUGAUGGUUUACUGACAGACUGUUAACCAGAGACUAUCCCUACUUCUUUGCUGUAUGGGUCUCCCCAACCUGGCAAUUUUGUUUAUGAAAGCCAACAAAGAGAGAGUUUGCUAGCAGGGUGGAAGUUAGUCUUAUGUGUACUUGAAACCAUGUUGCCCCAGUUCCUUUCUGGAGUCUAAUCAUGAGAAUGACAUUUCAUACCCUUGCUGUUUGUUGAUUAGAAGCAAGUCAUUAGGCCAGCCCAUACUCAAGGGAGGGAGUUACACAAAGGCAUGAAUACCAGAAACAGAAAUCAUUGAAUCAUUGAACAGAUCAUAGAAUCUGCCUGCUACAGCGCUCAGUUCAGGGGAAGAAAGGAAGGUCCUGCAUAAGAGGCAGUAAUACAAAGUGGUUAAGUAUGGUGGCAUUAAAAGUCAUGAAUCUGGACUUCAUUCUCAGCUCUCACAAAAUAGCCUCCAGUUGGCAUUCCUGCUUCCUCCUCUAUCCCCUCGCCAGUCCAUUCUAAAUACAGUCAUCAGCUUGAUCUUUGGAAAGUGCAAAUCCACUCUUGACAUUUCCUAACCAUGGAGCAGAAAAGAGUUGUGAUUGAAGAAAACUUCCUUCUAUUCGGUAAGGUGCGCUUCCCACACUUACCACUAGGUGUAGCCAUUGCUCUUCCCUGCUUAAUGCUGUAUUCUCAGCAAACAGGAAAGUUAACAGCAAUGCAAUGAUUUUGGAGGUAGCAUCUCAGUGGAGACUAGGACCUACUAUUGGUUAUAUACAUUAAGCAUUUUUUACUCACCCACCCAAUAAUUUCAUAAGUAUGAAGUGCUCUGGGUUCCAGUUCCUGGAGAAUAAGUAAGACAGGAUGCUCAGUCUAGCGGUGGAGAAACCAAGUCAACAAUGGCAAUAUGGUGUAAGAAGGGCUAUAAUAGAAGUAUUCAUGGAUUAUGGAAUACCAUGGAGGGUUUUCUAACUCAGCUUGGAGCAUUUGGGAAGACUUAGUGGAACUGACAUCUGCUUAGGUUUUGAAAAACAGGUUAGAGCUUGUUUGGAGGUUUCAACUGUUCUCUCUAUAGGAAGGUUGUCUUUGGAGUUUGCGAUAGGGUUCAUUUUUGGUUGGAGUUAUAUUUGUUAGUGAAGAAAGUAGUAUCACUUAGUAAGCCGUAUCAACCAUAGUAGUCCUGGCAAUCAGUAGGGGUGGCGUGAGACAUACCCUGGCUAGAAAACUCUUAACUUCCAACAGCUAGGAGACAGGUAGGUAAAGAAUGGGAGGAAAAGCAAUUCCAGACAGGAAGCAGUAUGAUAUUUGGGGAAUUGCAGCCAGUUUAAAGUGAAUGUGGGGACUAUGGGCAAAGCACUAAAGGGAAGAUUUUUGGGGUAGGGAGUUGGGAACAUUGGCCUUGUUAGAAACCUAAUUUUGGCUGAAAAGGAUGAGUGGGGGUUGGGGGCUGGUCUAGACAAGAUAGUGGAGGUCUGAACUAAGAUAGUGGUAUCAUUGAUUGUAAGGUAUUCUUUUUUUACCCCACAUUU
Manis javanica (Malayan pangolin) is the source of this 3889-nucleotide messenger RNA. It is a transcript of the gene C4H1orf50, whose product is annotated as chromosome 4 C1orf50 homolog. Lineage: Eukaryota; Metazoa; Chordata; Mammalia; Pholidota; Manidae. The record is from RefSeq and is a predicted model, not a curated record.